Messenger RNA from Doryrhamphus excisus (bluestripe pipefish), 3562 nucleotides. RefSeq names its product solute carrier family 6 member 1a (gene slc6a1a). Gene Ontology annotation, biological process: sodium ion transmembrane transport; nitrogen compound transport; neurotransmitter transport. Gene Ontology annotation, molecular function: gamma-aminobutyric acid:sodium:chloride symporter activity. Lineage: Eukaryota; Metazoa; Chordata; Actinopteri; Syngnathiformes; Syngnathidae. Gene Ontology annotation, cellular component: cell surface; axon; plasma membrane. The record is from RefSeq and is a predicted model, not a curated record.
GUCGACUUUGAGAUGACAUUGAGGCUGUGUAGAUGGGAGUUGAGUCUUUGCUUGUUGAUGUUAGACAGUCGCACAAGAAGGCAAAGCGGCUGCUGCCUGUGUUGAUUCAGCCUCUUCUUCUUCUUCUUCUUCUUCAUCCUCUUUUUUUUUCUUCUUCGUCCUCGUCUUCUUUUUUUCUUCCUUCGCUUGAUCCUUUCAGCACCGCUCCCCGGCUGGACAGCUCCGUCUCUUUGGACCCCGUGGACGCUGCAUGGUCCCUUUAAGGCUUUUAAUGGAAGUAAAACCUAUUGAUGUUCCAAGACACAUUGGGAGUUUACAACUUCAUCCACAGGAGGAAUCCACGCAGAUUUGUGGCAGGCUGCGCAUCCUCCACAUUCACUCCACGUCCACUGUUAACGGCGACUGACGAUCCGUGUGUGUGCGCGGGCUUCUCCUCCACACGUUCGCUUCCGAAGGUUCGGUGCGAAAACCGCGAAGCUGCUGUCUACGUGGACCGGUGCUGAAGCCUCCCGUCCGACUGCCAAGACCUGUGCCAAAGCCAGAGACAUGGCGACGAACGGGACCAAAACGGAUGGCCAAGUGACGGAACUGAACGAGGUGGCCGCCAAUAACGACAAACCCAAGUCGCUGGACGUGAAGCCCGAAAAGAAGAAAAAAGAGUUGCCUGAUAGAGAAACGUGGGCAGGGAAAUUUGACUUCCUCCUGUCGUGCGUGGGGUAUGCAAUUGGACUGGGCAACGUGUGGAGGUUUCCAUAUCUCUGUGGCAAAAACGGUGGAGGGGCCUUCUUGAUUCCAUAUUUUUUGACUCUCAUAUUUGCUGGGGUCCCCUUGUUCCUAUUGGAAUGCUCCCUCGGGCAAUACACCUCAAUUGGGGGGCUUGGUGUGUGGAAACUGGCUCCUGUGUUUAAAGGUGUGGGCCUUGCAGCAGCCGUCCUCUCCUUCUGGCUUAACAUUUACUAUAUUGUAAUCAUUUCCUGGGCUAUUUACUACCUGUACAACUCCUUUACUGCUGAACUUCCAUGGAGCUCAUGCAACAAUCCAUGGAACACAGACAAGUGUUAUACAAAUUAUUCCAUUAUCGACACCUCCAAUCUCACCAGUGCAGUUGUGGAGUUCUGGGAGCGCAACGUGCAUGAAAUGACCGAUGGCUUGGAAAAACCAGGCCAGAUUCGAGUGCCACUGGCAAUAACGCUGGCCAUCGCUUGGGUCCUCGUUUACUUCUGUAUCUGGAAAGGGGUCGGAUGGACGGGCAAGGUGGUUUACUUCUCGGCUACGUAUCCCUACUUCAUGCUCUUCAUUCUCUUCAUCCGUGGAGUCACCUUACCCGGUGCCAGGGAUGGAAUUCUGUUUUACAUCACCCCUGACUUUGAAAAGCUCAAACAAUCGGAGGUGUGGCUGGACGCAGCAACACAAAUCUUUUUUUCCUAUGGAUUGGGAUUGGGAUCACUUAUAGCUCUUGGUAGCUACAACCCAUUCAAUAAUAAUGUUUACAGAGACUCCAUCAUUGUGUGCUGCAUCAAUUCAUGCACCAGCAUGUUUGCUGGCUUUGUCAUCUUCUCCAUUGUUGGCUUCAUGGCACAUGUGACCAAAAAGGACAUUGCUGACGUAGCGGCUUCAGGUCCUGGUUUAGCUUUCCUGGCCUACCCAGAGGCCGUAACCCAGUUGCCUGUGUCUCCACUGUGGGCCAUUCUGUUCUUCUCCAUGCUGCUCAUGCUGGGGAUAGACAGCCAGUUCUGCACCGUCGAGGGCUUCAUUACUGCUUUAGUGGAUGAGUUUCCCAGAGUGCUUCGAGGCAGACGAGAGAUCUUCAUCGCCGUCGUCUGCCUGGUAUCUUAUGUGAUCGGACUUUCAAACAUCACGCAGGGUGGGAUCUAUGUGUUCAAACUCUUUGACUACUACUCAGCCAGUGGAAUGUGUCUGCUCUUUUUGGUCUUCUUUGAAUGCAUCUCCAUAUCCUGGUGUUACGGUGUGAACAAGUUCUACAACAAUAUCGAAGAGAUGAUCGGCUACAAGCCUUGUGUGUGGUGGAAGCUGUGCUGGGUGGUUUUCACCCCCCUCAUCGUGGCUGGGGUGUUCUUGUUCAGCGCCGUACAAAUGGUUCCUCUCACCAUGGGAGACUAUGUGUUCCCAGGCUGGGGUCAAGGAGUGGGCUGGCUCAUGGCGCUGUCCUCUAUGGUUCUCAUACCUGGAUACAUGAUCUAUAUGUAUUUUGGCCUCAAGGGAACCUACAAAGAGCGACUGAGAAUAAUGUUCCAGCCUCCCGCAGUCGUCAGGCGGCCGCAGGAGAACGGUCCCGAGCAGCAGGUGGAAACCAACACCGCUAACCUUUCCAGUCCUGCUAAUCCAGCCAACCCUGCUAGCCCGACCAACCCAGCACCCACCAACCCCGCCAGUCCAACCAGUCCAGCUCCGGUCAACUCAACCAGCCCUGUAGCGCCCGUUAACCCGACUCCAACGCCCGCCAACCCGACUCCGACGCCCGCCAACCCCGCUGCCGCUAGCCCUGUGAACCCAGCGACAAGUCCCACCAUUGUGACCACCAUCACUACCACCACCACCACUGCCGCGGCCAGUCAGGCCAUCCCCGCCAUCCCCGCCGCAACAACAAUCAGCCCAACCAGUCCGCCCCCGAACCCAGCUAACCCGACAGAGCCUGUUAACCCUCCACCCCCAGCAAGUGUGACCUCUAACCUGACCAAUGUCGAGGCCAACGUGUAGACAACAAAGAAACCCUCAUGGAGCAUGUAGACAAAAGAGAACAUUAAGGACUUCCAAGAUUUUAAUUGAUUCACCUACCUCCGAGGGCAAUACGUGAUCGAAACAGAUUUUCAAACCACAUUUCAUUUUCUGCAUUCCGAAAAACAUCAAAGACUGUUAGUGUGCACCGCUAAAAACCAUAAAUCUGAGUUUAAAAAAAUGUAAAGAUACUGUGUAAUACUGUGAGAAAAGAAAAAAAAACUAAAUAGAGAUCUAGAAUAGAGAUUUGUUGAAUAUCUUCAUGAAUCGAGUAAAUACCUGUGUGAAUAUAGUAGAUGAAGUAGUGAACAAAAUUGACAUCGCUGACGAGGGCAAGGGAUGGUGUCAAUUUUAUGGUGGAUGUUUACUAAACCUCACACAAGUUGUCUCCUUUUUCCAAAACGUUGUACUCUGUGAGGCAAAACCUGAGGUCAGAGCACUAUGGCACUAGGAGCUCUUGGGAAAGCACAAUGCCAAUAAGAAGUUGAUGUUUAGGAGCAAUCCAGUCAUGUUUUGUGUGAGAGAGACUGUUAUUUUUUUUUUCCUUCCUUUUGCAGUAAAAAAAAAAAAAAAAAGAGAAAACUUUUAUGUGAUGGAAAAAAUUUGUAGAAUUAUUUUUAGGAUGUUUUAUACUCUGUUAUUGAUGUGAUGGAGGACCAAAAUCAAUAGGCAGACAAAGCAAAAACUAUGCCAUUUUAGCGUCUGGUUGGCAGAAGCACAGGGUACGAAGAGGUACAAAAAAUAUAUAUAUAAAAUAAAAAAAAAAAAUAAAAAUUAAAAAAAAAAAAGCACAGGGUUAGAAAAAGUGAUUUACAAACAUCGACUA